Messenger RNA from Mesocricetus auratus (golden hamster), 3741 nucleotides. RefSeq names its product FKBP prolyl isomerase 5 (gene Fkbp5). The record is from RefSeq and is a predicted model, not a curated record. The coding region runs from base 920 to 2290 and encodes 456 amino acids. The transcript is spliced from 12 exons. Gene Ontology annotation, molecular function: peptidyl-prolyl cis-trans isomerase activity; protein binding. NCBI's taxonomy places the organism in Eukaryota, Metazoa, Chordata, Mammalia, Rodentia, Cricetidae.
AGGAUGAGAGAAUGGGAAGGAAGGAAAAUUUACACCAGCAAUCUAAGGCGAGAUAGUGUCUGUAUUUGAACUUUAAAUUUAGCUCCAAGCUUCCUGGCAAGCAAGUGAAAAGAGGAAACGGGAUGGGUUUCAUGGUUAGCGUCUGAUAAAGCCGCUUAUCGGUUUUCAGUGGAGAGAAACCGAGGAACAUCCUGGUUUAUAGCGAAGCUGAGUUCACACACAAGGAAUGUACUUUGUAUCUUUUCCUUUGUAAAUUAUUCAGUUUUUGCUGUUGCUGUCUCCACUGCUAUAGUUACAUAUUUGGUCAGAUUAAAGUCAAAAUUGGACAUACUGUGGCUGGGGUGUGUUUAUGUAUUGCCUCUGGGGCUGAAGCCAUUGACGAACAGGAAACUGAAAGCCACAAGUUCAGGAAAUGGAUUGUAUGGAGAGAAUAUAUAUAUAGUACUUAACUGCUGAAGUCUAUGAGCAUUUCAAGGCUGAACUUUGUAUUGAUGUAUUUACAGAUGGCUGUUGGGGACUCUCAACAAUACCGCGAUUGGUUAAUGUGAUAAUAGAUGCAGCCCCUGGAGGAGACGUUGUGCAGUACGAGAGGAAACAUGCAGCAGAUGACAUGUGCUCGCUCAGUGGCUCAGGAAGCUGCACAGCCGGCAUCGCAGAGGCUUGUUUAAGGAGAUUUUCUCUUUAGGAACCAGUUUUAGUUUUAGUUUGAUUCUAACACAAGGGAGACCCCUGGCUUACAAAAUGUCCCAUUUCGUUCAUAAGUCAGGGAGCCCUGCUCUUCACUAGCUAACCAUCCGUUCUUCAGUUACUUCUCCAUCCGUCAGCUUCACUGUAUGGGGACAGUUCCACCGUCUGUGGUUAUUGAGAGGCUCGCCUCUGGACCCCGAGCUCUACUGAGGUUUUCUACUUAUAAAAGACAAUGACUACUGAUGAAGGCACCAGUAACAAUGGAGAAAACCAGUCAGCCACCGUGGUUGAACAGGGAGAAGAUAUCACCACCAAAAAAGAUAGAGGAGUAUUAAAGAUUGUCAAAAGAGUGGGGACUAGUGAUGAAACCCCGAUGAUUGGUGACAAAGUUUAUGUCCACUACAAAGGAAAAUUGUCAAAUGGAAAGAAGUUCGAUUCCAGUCGCGAUAGAAAUGAGCCAUUUGUCUUUAGCCUUGGCAAAGGCCAGGUUAUCAAAGCCUGGGACAUUGGGGUGUCUACCAUGAAGAAAGGAGAGAUCUGCCACUUACUGUGUAAACCAGAAUAUGCUUAUGGCUCUGCUGGCAGCCUCCCGAAAAUUCCCUCGAAUGCAACUCUCUUUUUUGAGAUUGAACUCCUUGAUUUCAAAGGAGAGGACUUAUUUGAAGAUUCGGGCAUUAUCCGUAGAAUCAAACGGAAAGGAGAGGGCUACUCCAAUCCAAACGAAGGGGCGACAGUGGAGGUCCACCUGGAAGGCUGCUGUGGUGGAAGGAUGUUUGAUUGCAGAGAUGUGGUGUUCGUUGUUGGUGAAGGAGAAGACCACGACAUCCCCAUUGGGAUUGACAAGGCCCUGGAGAAAAUGCAGAGGGAAGAGCAGUGUGUCUUGUAUCUUGGACCACGAUACGGUUUUGGAGAGUCAGGGAAGCCUAAAUUUGGCAUUGAACCCAAUGCUGAGCUUAUAUAUGAAGUCACACUUAAGAGCUUCGAAAAGGCCAAAGAAUCCUGGGAGAUGGACACCAAAGAAAAACUGGAGCAGGCUGCCAUUGUCAAAGAGAAGGGAACUGUGUACUUCAAGGGAGGCAAGUACAUGCAGGCUGUGAUUCAGUACGGGAAGAUCGUGUCCUGGCUGGAGAUGGAGUACGGCCUGUCGGAGAAGGAGUCAAAAGCCUCUGAAUCGUUCCUGCUUGCAGCCUUCCUAAACCUGGCCAUGUGCUACCUGAAGCUCAGAGAGUACACCAAAGCCGUGGAGUGCUGUGACAAGGCGCUUGGACUGGACAGCGCCAACGAGAAAGGCUUGUACAGAAGGGGUGAAGCCCAGCUGCUCAUGAACGAGUUUGAGUCAGCCAAAGGCGACUUUGAGAAGGUGCUGGAGGUAAACCCUCAGAACAAGGCCGCAAGGCUGCAGAUCUCCAGGUGCCAGAAGAAGGCCAAGGAGCACAACGAUCGAGACCGCAGGGUGUACGCCAACAUGUUCGCCAAGUUUGCGGAGCAGGACGCAAAGGAAGCGGCCAACAAAGCAACGAGCAAGAAGACUGUAGAAGCAGAGGCCGGUGCAGCAUGCGAGAGGCAGGCCAUGGAGGAGGGAAAGGCUGAAGGCCAUGUAUGACGCCACGCCAAGGAGGGAAGAGAGUCCUAAUGAACUCGGCCCUCCUUGCUGGGCUCACACCCCACUCAGGACUGAACAGUGUUUAGUGUAAGGUUUGUUACAGUCUCUGGGAUUCUGGAAGCAAAUGGCAAAACCAGUAGCUUCCCAAAAUAACCACCCUGCUGCUGCCCGGGGUGGGGGUGGGUGGGGGACACGCCAGGGGAACAGGACAGGAAAGUCCGUUGGUGUGCAGAGACCAAGCCAGCAGCUCAAGUCCAGCUCAUUUCAGUGUCCUACACAGCACCCUCAGUGACCCCACGGCCCUGGCUGCCGUGGGGCUCUCCGUCUGCGCUUCGGGAGCACGGCAGGAACCAGCUCUGCUUUCCUGUUGGGAGGGGGCGCGGGUGGAGGAUGAGGUUUUGUUUGGAACUGACUCCAGUGCUGAGAACACAAGCCCAAAAUGAGGGGAUACCCAGGUCCACGGCAGAGUCUCAGAGGCCACUGCCUGCCUGUCCAGUGGCUCCCCAGGUUCCCUUCUCAGACUCUUGUGGGUGUGACUUUGCGUCAUACCCAGACUGUCCCAGGGAGUCUGUCAGUACUCCAACACCCUCUUCGGGGGUGAUAGGUGGGAGUUUCCGGGUUAGUUUUCCCUAAUUAGAGUGAAUGCGUGAGGAGUAGGGAGCUGUUGACGGCUUGUUUCCUGCUGUGCCUCCCUUUGAAGAAGGUUAGCUCUCGAUUCCCGGCCUCUCUGUGAAGAACCUGAGGCCUGCUCUUGUCCUAGACCUGGCGUGGACUGAUGUCCACUCCAACUAAGACUGAUGCAGUUACUCUUUUUUUUUUUUUUUGUAUUGCUUAUAAGCAUAUAUACCGCUUUAUGGAAGAAACUUCACACUCCUCUCUCGAGCAAAAACAUUUUUUCACUUUUUACUUUUUAGCUUUGCAUCUGUGAGGUUUCAAGCAGGCAUUUCCUCUUAGAGUGAGGGUACCUGGAGGUUUGGCGGGCAGAUGCUGUCCCCUGUACCUCAGCCUCUUCGUUCUGGUGUGGUCUGUAAAGGUUGCUGGCUUCCCAUGCAGGUACUCAAGCCAAAGUCUCCAGUACUGGGCACGGGAUCGGGGCAAGUCUUAAGUAGCCGUGUAGUUGGAUUUUAGUCCUACGGGUAAUGGAUAGGAAUGAGCACUGCUUGCUUCUCAACAGCCUACGAACCCCCAGGGGACACACCCAGCAGCCCAGGGAGCCCGGUACCUAACCCUGGAAACCUCACUCUCCUAGCCCUAGGAACACUGGCGGUUGCAUUUAGAUGAGUUUUUAUUUUUAUGGUUGUUUUUAAUAAAACAGUCUCAUGCUAAGUUAGGACUUUAAAGCCUACAAAUGGAGUUGUUUUGUGGCUGUUCCAGUUUUAGUCUACAUGCAAUGGAUGGAGCUAAGCUUUGAGGACUUUCUUUUCCUGGUGACUAAAACCUCUCGGAUUUCA